CCUUUGUUAUGGUGGGGAGGGAACUAUUAACACUGUGGAAAACCUUUGGAAGCUGCUUUUAGCUCAUGAUCUAGAAUAGGACAUAAAUGAUUAAGAUGGAAAAGUUUCACUAUACUCAUAGAGCUGACAUGGGUUUUUUUGUCUGAUAAUGGAAGAUGUCGUGGAUCCAAAGUCAAGUCCCCUCUCUGCUCUGAGUGAAUUGAAUGGCCUUAGACAAAUUACAAGUUUCUGUUGUUAUGUGCCUGCAAGUCACAGGAGGUUUGCCAUUGGCUUCCCCUGAGGUUGAGAGCAUGUGACUUGCCCAAAGUCAUCCAGUGGAUUUCACGGCCAAGCGGGGAACCACUAUACUUCAUUGGCUGUCCUAAAUAGAAUGAAAUAUUAAUGCCUUCUGUCAGAGAAUUUGUAAAAGAUUUGUAUCUUCCUAGGGAAAGUUCUGGGCUUGUUCUGCUCUCAAGUUGCCCAAAUACUAUCCGUCAUGUCCAUAACUUCUAUAUUCAGUCUCGAAGAGCAAGAAAUCCAACCGCUACCUAUUGUGCCAUCACUACCAGGAUUCCUGAAACCUCAGAGGGUGAGAUUAGUACAGGCCUCAAACUGAUUCAAGUUGAAGAUUUCGACCUGGUGGUGCCUGUGGCUUCCCCUUCUCAUAAGAGCCUCCAAAGGAAGGAGGUGAAAAAAACCCUGACCCGCUACAAGGUGCUGGACUCUCAUGAAGGCUGUGCGUUGCUGCAACUACAGCCACUGACAGGUGUGUUGUUGGCAGCUCACAGAGCAGAAAGUGCCUGAGGGGGACAAGGAAGGGUGUUACAAUAUGGAAAGAAA
This is a messenger RNA of Sceloporus undulatus (fence lizard), 819 nucleotides long. Its product is annotated as mitochondrial mRNA pseudouridine synthase Rpusd3-like. The transcript has 3 exons. Gene Ontology annotation, biological process: pseudouridine synthesis. The record is from RefSeq and is a predicted model, not a curated record. Bases 382 to 783 code for a protein of 133 amino acids. Gene Ontology annotation, molecular function: RNA binding; pseudouridine synthase activity. Lineage: Eukaryota; Metazoa; Chordata; Lepidosauria; Squamata; Phrynosomatidae.